Molecule: messenger RNA, 1215 nt
Organism: Vitis vinifera (wine grape)
Lineage: Eukaryota; Viridiplantae; Streptophyta; Magnoliopsida; Vitales; Vitaceae
Product: cellulose synthase-like protein E1
Exons: 3
Coding region: 194-1039 (281 amino acids)
Biological process (GO): plant-type primary cell wall biogenesis; cellulose biosynthetic process
Cellular component (GO): plasma membrane; trans-Golgi network
Molecular function (GO): cellulose synthase (UDP-forming) activity; mannan synthase activity
Source: RefSeq, a predicted model, not a curated record
UUUCACAUAACUACAAGCCCUUGGCCAAAACUACAAGCCUAGUGUGAGCGAGGAUGGGAACAGCUUGAGUACAAUACAGCUACAAGAGACCCAACUCUUAGCUUCUUGCUCUUACGAAAAUCAGACAAAGUGGGGUAAAGAGGUGGGGUUCUUGUAUCAAUCUGUUCUUGAAGAUUACUUAACAGCAUUCACCAUGCACUGUCGAGGAUGGACUUCUGUCUAUUGUAAUCCAUCCAAGCCACAGUUCUUGGGUAGUGGCGUCACUAAUAUGAAUGAUUUGUUGGUCCAAGGCACAAGAUGGAGCUCUGGGUUGUUUGAUGUUGCCAUCUCAAAGUUCUCGCCGCUCAUAUAUGGGCCAUUGAGAAUGUCUAUCCUUGAGAGUUUUUGUUAUGCCUACCUUGCCUAUUUCCCACUCUAUUUUAUAUCAGUCUGGUGUUUUGGCAUCAUCCCUCAGCUGUGUCUACUUAAUGGCAUCCCUUUGUACCCUAAGGUUUCAGACUCAUUUUUCAUGAUAUUUGCUUUCAUUUUUGUAUCAUCUCUUUCUAAACAUUUGUACGAGGUGCUAUUCACGGGAGGAUCAUUCCAGACAUGGAUGAAUGAACAAAGGAAUUGGAUGAUAAAGUCGUUAACAUGUCAUCUUUAUGGAAGUAUGGAUGCUAUUAUGAAGAAGAUUGGUAUGAGAGAAGCCAGUUUCUUAACCACAAAUAAAGUUGUGGAUAAUGAACAAGAAAAGCUAUACCAAAUGGGUAAAUUUGAUUUUCGAACCUCUACUGCGAUACUUGCUCCAGUGGUCAUCCUAGUCAUCUCGAACAUGGCUGCAUUCAUGGUGGGUCUUGCUAGAGUAAUUGCAGCAGGCAAUUGGGACAAAAUGUUUGUACAAGUUGUCCUCUCAUUUUACAUCCUAAUUAUGAGUUACCCUAUAGUUGAAGGGAUGAUACUGCGAAAGGACAAGGGUCGCGUUCCACCUUCUAUCACUCUAUUAUCUACUGUCCUUGCCAUGGUUUUAUUGACUUUAGGGUCCACUGCUCUAAUGUAUUAAGUUAUAUGCAGAACUCGACCCAGUCUGCAUUUCCAUUAGUAUAGUUCCUUGAUGCAAAUAUGCAGAUUCAUUAUUUGUACUGAUGGAAAAAGCACAUAUAGUGCUGUUCCAUGUGAUAAAUGCAACACUUUCUAAUUUGUUAGAAUGGACUUAGAAGAGAAUGUUUCUCCCAAAAA